GGAAGGAAGCUGCUUUUUGGCGACGUUCCCUUUGUGUGUGAACGGGACAAGCCAGGCUGGCGCUUUGGAAGUGGAGGAAGAGGGGGCGGGGCCGAGGGGCAGGGGGCGGAGCCCCGGGAGUGCGGGGGGGAAGGGCCGGGAGGGGGAAAAGGGGGAGCAGGCGGGAGGGGGAAAGUGAGAAGGGGGGACAAAGGGGGCUGUCGAGGAUAGGGGGGAGGCGACGCAGGGAGGGGGGCGGCGAGCAGAGGGGGAGGGGACGCGGGGGGCAGGGCGGGGAAGGAGGCACCCGAGCCCCGAACAUGGCUUCCUUCCCUGCGGAUCCCGCCGCGCCCGGCCGCGGCCCGGGGGGGCCCCCCCAGCCGCCGCCGGCCGAGUCCCGCCAACUUCUGCCAACUUUAGCGGCCGCCCCCCCGUCCCCUGCCCCCGCGGGCUCCCCCCCGCCGCCGCCGCCGCCGCGCUUCUCCCCCGAGCAAGUGUCGUGCGUGUGCGAGGCGCUGCUGCAGGCCGGCGACCCGGGCCGGCUGGGCCGCUUCCUGGGCUCGCUGCCGGCCGAGCAGGAGCAGGAGCAGGCGGCGGCGGCGGGCGGGGAGAGCCUGGCCAAGGCGCGGGCGCUGCUGGCCUUCCAGCGCGGGGACUUCGGGGAGCUGUACCGGCUGGUGCAGAGCCGCCCCUUCGCCGCCCCGCACCACCCCUUCCUGCAGGACCUCUACCUGCGCGCCCGCUACCGCGAGGCCGAGGCGGCCCGGGGCCGGGCGCUCGGCGCGGUGGACAAGUACCGGCUGCGCAAGAAGUUCCCGCUGCCCAGCACCAUCUGGGACGGCGAGGAGACGGUGUAUUGCUUCAAGCGGCGCUCGCGGGCCGCCCUGCGCGACUCCUACGGCCGCAGCCGCUACCCCAGCCCCGAGCAGAAGCGGCGCCUGGCCCGCGACACCGGCCUCUCGCUCACCCAGGUCAGCAACUGGUUCAAGAACCGGCGGCAGCGGGACCGCAGCGGGGGAGGCGCCGGCACCCCCAGCAAGAGCGAGUCGGACGGGAACCCCAGCACGGAGGACGAGUUGAGCCGGGGGCCGGAGGAGACGGAGCUGGCCGUGGGGACGCCCGCCGUGCCGGACGGGGCCAUCGCCUCUGGGAACCUCUUCUUGCCAGCGCCCGCUGGGGCCUGCUCCGGGGCCUCGUCUAUCCUGCUCAACGGCAACUUCAUCACCACGUCCGGCCCGCAGGCCAUGCUGCUGAACGGCGGCUCCGUGCUCCAGGCACCGGGCGGGGUGCUCAUCAACGGGCUGGCGCUGGGCGACAGCCAAACCAUCACCCUGAGCCCUGUGGCGUCCACCCCGCCCGUGCUCCUCAACGGCGCCGCCCUGGGGGGGGCCAAGACCCCACCCGGCGCCGGCCUGGAGUCGCCAACGGCCUCCUCAGCCAGGCCUGACAUCAAGGCGGAAGCCGGGGAGGCGCUGCCCUCCCUGGUGCUCGGCCCGGGCACCGUGGAGGUGAAGACGGAGGAGAGCCAGGCCGUCAGGGCCCUGUCCGAGGUGCCCACGCUCCUUCCCCUGCCCCCGGCCGCAUCCGACCCAAAGGGGGCGCUGCUUCCCGCGCCGGCCGGCUCAGUGCCGCAGGUGGUGCCAUCGGGCGAGGAAGCCCCCUGCCCGGCCCCAGCGCUCCCCCAGCCGGUGGCCUCUGGCUCCCAGAUUGUCCCCCUCUCCCAAGUGGUGCCUAGUUCUCAGCCCGGCCAGGCCCUGCCCGUGACGUCGCCUCCCCCGGCUGCCACCCCACUCCUCCAGGGCUCUCCUCUGCUGUCCUUCCCCGCCCUCACCUCGCCCAUCCCGGGGCCAGCUCAGGGCACCCCGGUGCCCACUGUAGUCCACGUCCCUGCCCCGCCCCUGAUCCCCAUCUCCCAGGUCUCUCCUCCCUCCCAAGUAGUGCCCCUGUCCCAACCGGCUGCAGGCACCCCGGUGCUGUCACCUCCCCAGAUGGUGCCGCUCUCACCCACCCAGGUGUACUCGGUGCCCCAGGGGGCCCCCGCCCCACAGCUGGUGUCGGUGCCCCAGGGGUCUCAGCUCAUCUCGCUCCCGCAAGUGGUGCCCACGUCGCAGGUGGUGACGCUGCAGCAGGGGGUGGGGCCGAUCCAGAUCCUGGCCAGCGCCGCCCCACUCAAGGUGGGGGCUGCGCCGGCGGCCGGCGGGACCGUGGGGCAGAGCAACGUGCACCUCAUCAACGCCAACAUGGGCGUGACCACGCUGCAGCUGCCCGCCGGCGCGCCAGGGAACUUCCUCCUGACAAACCCAGUGCCGGGCGGCGGCACCAUCCUCACGGGCAUGACACUCCAGCAGGGCAAGCUCAUCCUGACUGCCACCUUCCCGGCCACCAUGCUCAUGUCCCCGGUGCUCUCCGCCCCCGCCAGCAGCCAGGCCCUGCCCAUCAAGCAAGAAACGGCACCUCUAACCGGCACCAGCGCCCCCAUCCCAGGGCCUGUGAACUCCGAGGGUGCCGGGGCGGGCCAACCGGCCUUGGCUUUCGGGGCGGACGGUGUGGCCGGCCGUCAGCCUGGCGUCCUCUCGAACUUCUCCCAGGAGGGCCUGGUGCUGUCCCCGCUGCCUCAACCAGCAGCGUGGCCUGGCUCGGCGGGCAUGGUGAUGCAAGCGGCUGGCACCGAGGGGCUCUUCGAGAUGGAGAAGGGGGCAGUGGAGGUGCUGGAUGGCACGGAGCCGAGCGGCCUCUUGCUGCCCGAGGGCGAGGGGCUGCUGCUGGGCAGCUCAGCCAGCGACCCCCUGGAUCCCGAGGGCCUCGACUCGGACGAGAAGGUGCUGACUCAGCUUCAGUCGGUGCCCGUGGAGGAGCCCCUUGACUUGUAAGAGGCUCAACGGUGGGGCAUGAGAUGGGACCGGGGUGCCGCCUCCAGGGGGGUGGUCUUGGCUCCUCCGUGCCUUUGCUGCCCCCGGUGCCUCAGAUCCAAACUCUCAGACAUGUGUAGAGCCCUCGCCCCGGAUCCUGCUGCCAGGGGGCCCUGGCGCUGCGGGCGCCUGAAAGGCUCUGGGAAGCUGGGCAGUGCCAGAUCUGUGGCUGCAUCUGGGGGGUGCCAUGACCAAACACUACAAUUCCAAACUUGGGGGAGGAAUGUGGCUCUGGCCAGGCAAGCGCCGAGCCCCCAGGAAGGGGGUGUCAGCUGUUGUGGCUUAGAGCGGGCAGGAGAAAAGCAGGCAUUAAUGGGCUGCAGGAUCUCCCCCUGCUACUGCCCUCUCUUCCCUAGAAACACUAAGCAUCUUCCCAGAGCAGGGUUUGGGAGCCGCACGGUGCAGAGGGGGUCUUGGUGCUAAGGGAGCAGGGUUUCUGGGGCAGCUGCUGAUCGGACCCCAGGUCUUGUUGGGCGCUGCGGGAACCACUGACUUUGUUUUCUGGUGGAGGAAAAUUCUGGGGCCUGGGUCCCUGCUCCUCUGUCCUGCCCUGGGGUUCCCCAUCGUCCUUCCCAGCCACACUUCUUGUGGGCCCUGGGGGGCAGCGAAUAGCCACACCCCCAAUCUGCCCUCUAUGCCAGCUCCCCAUGUGUACGAGGCAGGAAGUAUCGGGGUCACUUUUGUCCUGCUUAGGCUGCCGGAGUGACGCCAGUGGGCCUGCGUGUGAAUGUGAAGAACGAAAUCCAAAGUCAUCCCUAAUUACUCGCCCUGAAUUUCAUGGUUCCCCCCUUCCACUCCUAGACACUACAAACCAGCUGACCUGACUUCUUAUUUUUUACGUGAAAGAAUUUUUAUCUAUAUAUAAAAAUUAUAUAUUUUUAGAAGGAGCAAAUCCUGCUGCGUGAUUCCAGCGUGCCUGGGACCGUCACCCCGGGGCGCCUCGCCCCACCUGUAUUUAAUGGUCUCACUGUUUUUUGAAUCGCUCUUCCAGCAGGAGGAUAAACACCCCACAAGCUGAACCUUUUAUAUUAAAAAAUAAAGUGCAUUUAACUUUUGUAAACCUUCACUACGUCGGAGCAGUGGCCACUCCUGCGUUGGCCAGCCGAGGCCACGUUUCCCGCCAGCCUGGUGGGGUGAGUUAGAGGAGGUACGUUGGACUAGUUGAAGGCUUUGGACUCCCUGAAAUCACACUACAGAGCGACUGGAGAGCCACGUUGGUACGGGGUCCUCUCCACACAGGAUGCCUGGGUUCCAGAUCUACCGCAGGACAGGAUCCCUCCCCCUGUGGAACAACCAGGUUCUAGAUCCACAGCAGAAUGGGACCCUUGUGUCCCAGAUGCACACCAGAUCAGAUCCCAGCUUGAUGGAGUAAUCAGGUUCUAGAUCUGUACCAGACUGGGAUUGCUGCUCCGUGGAGUAACUGGGUUCUGGAUCCACACUGGAGUGGGAUCUGUCUGCCACCAUGAAGCUGUUGGGUUCUAGAUACACAUCAGAAUGGGAUCCCUGCCCCAUGGAGUGCCCAGUUUCUAGACCAACAUUGGGAUAGAAGCUUUCCCUUGCCAUGGAGCUACUGGAUUCUAGAUCCAUGUCUUGAUGGGAACUCUGCCUCGUGGAGUAGCCAGUUUCUUGAUCCAUGGCAAUAUGGGAUCCCGCCCCCACAAGGAAACCACCAGGUUCUAGAGCCACACUGGAACUGGAUCCUCCACGGUGCAGCUGGAACCACAUCAUAAUGGCUUCCCACCCCAUGGAGCUUCCAGGGUUCUAGAUCAUCAUCUGAAUGGAUCCCAGCUUCAUGGAGCUUCCAGGUUCUAGAUCCACACUGGGAUGGGUUCCCACGCCUUGGAGCAGCUGGCUUCUCUUGGACCCACCUCGGAACAAGCUGCUCUUUGUGGUUUUUUCAGUCUUCGUCAUCUUCUGGGACCGGCUCCCCUGUCGUCCUCUCCUCUUCCCCUGUUCUUCAUCCUCAAAAUCCAGAGCUUCCAUUGUGACUCCUCAAAGUUGUCCUCACUGUGGUGCCCAUGGGCUCCUCCUGCACCCUGGCCUCCCAUGAGCCUUCUGGAUUUCUCUGGCUGUCGAAGACGAACAAACCGAGAGCAGUCAGCUCUGUCCGGCAAGCCAGAGGGGUGGCACCAGUGGUUCCUCUCCUUCCCCCUCCACCUGUGCAGCAUGGUUAUGUGCGGAGGGACCCAGACUGGACACUUGAAUCUUGGGGCGCUGCCUUCUGUCCCACCCUCCCCCCAGCUCUUCUCACCAGGUACUAGUGCAUCUCACUAUUAUUAUUUUCACCAUUUUGCUACAAUUUUUUUUUUUUGGUGAGGAACAAUCAUUUCUACCCGAGAUUCUUUUUUUUAAAGAAGCUUCUGUCGUCGUCGUCCCUGUACAUUAUUAUUGUUGGGUUUUUUUUAACGUAGUUCUCUGCGUGUCUGUCUGUUUGUCCAUCCAUCCAUCCAUCCUGGUACUGUAUGAAAUUUGUAUAUCCAUAAAUAUAUCUAUAUUCUAUAUAA
Gopherus flavomarginatus (Mexican gopher tortoise) is the source of this 5392-nucleotide messenger RNA. RefSeq names its product SIX homeobox 5 (gene SIX5). Gene Ontology annotation, cellular component: transcription regulator complex; nucleus. The transcript is spliced from 3 exons. The coding region runs from base 300 to 2849 and encodes 849 amino acids. Gene Ontology annotation, molecular function: DNA-binding transcription factor activity, RNA polymerase II-specific; RNA polymerase II cis-regulatory region sequence-specific DNA binding. Lineage: Eukaryota; Metazoa; Chordata; Testudines; Testudinidae. The record is from RefSeq and is a predicted model, not a curated record. Gene Ontology annotation, biological process: regulation of transcription by RNA polymerase II.